Messenger RNA from Megalops cyprinoides (Indo-Pacific tarpon), 3491 nucleotides. RefSeq names its product phosphatidylinositol 3-kinase, catalytic subunit type 3 (gene pik3c3). NCBI's taxonomy places the organism in Eukaryota, Metazoa, Chordata, Actinopteri, Elopiformes, Megalopidae. Gene Ontology annotation, cellular component: endosome; cytoplasm; phosphatidylinositol 3-kinase complex, class III, type II. Bases 309 to 2945 code for a protein of 878 amino acids. Gene Ontology annotation, molecular function: 1-phosphatidylinositol-3-kinase activity. The record is from RefSeq and is a predicted model, not a curated record. Gene Ontology annotation, biological process: autophagosome assembly; phosphatidylinositol-mediated signaling; endocytosis. The transcript has 25 exons.
UACACAGAAAAACAGUGAACAUAAUGUCCUGGCAGGCGUCUGUCAUAAUAAUGUCAUUACCGUGAACAGGACGGAAACAUCAAUUUUGGAAUAUCCGGACUGGUAGCUGUAGUAAAACUGAGUUACAUCACUCGUAGUUUUUGUAGCUAGCAACGCUAGCUCAUAUUCUUGUCGGUGAAGAACUGGGGGCUACUCGGCGUUUUGACGAGGCCUCAAUCCAUCGGAAGCCGCAUUCGAUUGUCGUAUUUUGUCCCGUGUUGUGAGUUUAUUUUCCAGCGUUUCCCCACAGCUGUUUUUUUUUUCUGAAGAUGGAUACCGACAAAUUUAACUAUGUCUACAGCUGUGACUUGGAUAUUAAUGUGCAGCUUAAAAUCGGUAGCCUGGAGGGGAAGCGGGAGCAGAAGAGCUACAAGGCCCUCCUGCAGGACCCGAUGCUGCGCUUCUCCGGACUCUACCAGGAGAGCUGCUCGGAUCUGUACGUCACCUGCCAGGUGUUCGCCGAGGGCAAGCCGCUCGCGCUGCCCGUGCGCACCUCCUACAAGGCCUUCAGCACGCGCUGGAACUGGAACGAGUGGCUGCGACUACCUGUGAAGUACCCCGACCUGCCCCAAAGCGCCCAGGUCGCCCUGACUGUGUGGGAUGUGUACGGACCUGGCCGCGCCACGCCCGUGGGCGGGACCACCGUCACCCUGUUCGGCAAAUACGGAAUGUUCCGGCAGGGAAUGCAUGACCUGAAGGUGUGGCCUGGGGUGGAGGGUGACGGAGGAGAGCCAACCACCACCCCGGGACGAACCAGCAGUAGCUUGUCGGAGGACCAGAUGGGCCGCCUGGCGAAGCUGACCAAGGCCCACCGUCAGGGUCACAUGGUGAAGGUGGACUGGCUGGACCGUCUGACUUUCCGAGAGAUCGAGAUGAUCAACGAGAGCGAGAAGCGCAGCUCCAACUUCAUGUACCUGAUGGUGGAGUUUCCACGUGUCAAGACGGGAGAGAAGGAGUACAGCAUCGUCUACUAUGAGAAGGAUGGAGACGAGGCCCCCCCGCUCCUCACCAGCUCUGAAAUCGUCAAAGUGCCUGACCCGCAGAUGUCUAUGGAGAACCUGGUGGAGAGCAAACAUCACAAGCUGGCCCGCAGUCUGCGCAGCGGGCCCUCGGACCAUGACCUGAAGCCCAACGCGGCCACGCGGGACCAGCUCAACAUCAUCAUGAGCUACCCACCGACCAAGCAGCUGAGCUCAGAGGAACAGGACCUGGUGUGGAAGUUCCGCUCCUACCUGACGACGCAGGAGAAGGCCCUGACUAAGUUCCUGAAGUGUGUCAACUGGGCACUGCCUCAAGAGGCCAAGCAGGCUCUGGAGCUGCUGGGGAAGUGGAGGCCUAUGGACGUGGAGGACUCACUGGAGCUGCUCUCCUCCCAGUUCACCAACCCCACCGUCAGACGAUACGCGGUGGCCAGACUGCAGCAGGCCGACGAUGAGGACCUGCUGAUGUACCUGCUGCAGCUCGUCCAGGCGCUGAAGUACGAAAACUUCAAUGACAUCCAGGGUGGCCUGGAGCCAGGGAGCAAGAGGGACAGCCAGGGAGGCCUGGGGGAGAGCACCGCGCUGGGAGAUAUCGACAGCUCUCAGAUUCUGUCAGGCCCACCGGCUCCUCCCAGUGCCCAGAAAGGCAAAGAGGGCACAGACAGCGAGAGCCUGGAGCAGGACCUGUGUACCUUCCUCAUCUCCCGGGCGUGCAAGAACUCGACACUGGCCAACUAUCUCUACUGGUAUGUGAUAGUGGAGUGUGAGGACCAGGACACCCAGCAGAGAGACCCUAAGACACACGACAUGUACCUGAACGUCAUGAGGAGGUUCAGCCAAGCUCUGCUGAAGGGUGAUAAGAGUGUGCGGGUCAUGCGCUCUCUCCUCGCUGCCCAGCAGACCUUUGUGGACAGACUGGUGCAGCUGAUGAAGGCUGUUCAGAGGGAGAGCGGGAACCGCAAGAAAAAGACGGAGCGGCUGCAGGCCCUGCUGGCCGAUAACGAGAAGGUGAACCUGUCGGAGAUCGAGCCCAUCCCCCUCCCGCUGGAGCCCCAGGUCCGCAUCCGGGGCAUCAUCCCCGAAACCGCCACGCUCUUCAAGAGCGCUCUCAUGCCUGCCAAACUGAUCUUUAAAGCGGAGGAUGGAGGGCUGUAUCCCGUCAUCUUUAAGCACGGAGACGACCUGAGACAGGACCAGCUCAUCCUCCAGAUUAUCUCCCUCAUGGACAAGCUGCUGAGAAAGGAGAACCUGGACCUGAAGCUGACGCCGUACAAAGUGCUGGCCACCAGCACCAAGCAUGGGUUCAUGCAGUUUAUUCAGUCAGUGCCCGUAGCAGAGGUCCUGGCCACGGAGGGAAACAUCCAGAGCUUCUUCAGGAAACACGCACCCAGCGACAAGGGGCCCUACGGCAUCAGCUCUGAAGUGAUGGACACCUAUGUGAAGAGCUGCGCUGGCUACUGCGUUAUUACCUACAUUCUCGGGGUCGGUGACAGACACCUGGACAACCUGCUGCUCACCAAGACAGGGAAGCUGUUCCACGUUGAUUUUGGGUACAUUCUGGGGCGGGACCCCAAGCCCCUGCCACCGCCCAUGAAGCUGAGCAAAGAGAUGGUCGAGGGCAUGGGUGGCAUGCAGAGCGAGCAGUACCAGGAGUUCAGAAAGCAGUGCUACACCGCCUUCCUGCACCUCCGCAGGUACUCCAACCUCAUCCUGAACCUGUUCUCUCUCAUGGUGGACGCCAAUAUUCCAGACAUCGCCCUAGAGCCUGACAAGACCGUUAAAAAGGUGCAGGAUAAGUUCCGAUUGGACCUGUCGGAUGAGGAGGCGGUGCACUACAUGCAGAGUUUGAUUGACGAGAGCGUCGGGGCUCUGUUUGCCGCCGUGGUGGAGCAGAUACACAAGUUCGCCCAGUACUGGCGUAGAUGAGGAGGGCAUGCUGGGAAACACUGGACCGAACUGGAGAACUGGGGGGGCUGGAGCAGACCGAGAAAGCCCCCUCGCUUUCCCCUGGAGCACUGGGGGCAGAGGGGGCGGGAGGACAGCCACUGAGAGGCAUUUCAUAGAGCCACCAAACUGGUUAACUGAGGCCAUGACCUCACUGCCAAGGACUGGGGUCUCAAAUGCAGGUAUAGGAAAUGCUCACUAAAUUGCAACGCACUUCACUAUUGAUUCAUUUGUAUAUUUAUAUUUACAGCGUCCCAACGCGUGGAACUGUUUACUUACUGUACCACAACAUGGCCAAAUAAAGUGGAGGUUGAAACUCUGAAAGACUGGGCUGAAGUGGUGAGAUUUCAGUUCGUGUGGGUGUCUGUGACCUGAGAUUUUACAGAUAAACCCCCACAGCGAGCAUCAGUGGUGGAGGGUGUUUAACCCUAAACAUGCAUGUCUUUUUUUUUAAUGUUGGGAGGAAACCGGAGCGCCCCGCGGAAACCCAUGCAAACAUGGGAAGACCUUCUUGCUGUGAGGCAACAG